Molecule: messenger RNA, 1191 nt
Organism: Prinia subflava (tawny-flanked prinia)
Lineage: Eukaryota; Metazoa; Chordata; Aves; Passeriformes; Cisticolidae
Gene: NMUR2
Product: neuromedin U receptor 2
Exons: 4
Coding region: 1-1191 (396 amino acids)
Biological process (GO): neuropeptide signaling pathway
Cellular component (GO): plasma membrane
Molecular function (GO): neuromedin U receptor activity
Source: RefSeq, a predicted model, not a curated record
AUGGCCUGGGUCAGUAAUUUCUCCUGGUUAAACCACCUUGCCCUACACGAGGAACAUCUCAGGGGGUACCUAAACAGCACUGAGGAUUAUCUAACCUUCCUGUGUGGGCCCAGACGGAGCCACCUGUUCCUGCCCAUGGCUUUGGUGUACUCCGUGAUCUUCCUCGUCGGGGUGACGGGCAACUUCUUGGUUUGCCUCGUCAUCCUCAAGCACCGCAGCAUGAAGACCCCGACCAACUACUACCUGUUCAGCCUGGCAGUCUCGGACCUGCUGGUGCUGCUCUUUGGCAUGCCCCUGGAGGUCUACGAGAUGUGGAGCAACUACCCCUUCCUGCUGGGGCCGGCGGGCUGCUACCUGAAGACGGCUCUCUUCGAGACGGUGUGCCUGGCGUCGGUGCUGAGCGUGACGGCGCUGAGCGCUGAGCGCUUCGUGGCGGUGCGGCACCCGUUCCGUGCCAAGCUGGGCAGGCCCCGGCGCCGCGCCCUGCGCUCCGUGCUGGCCCUCUGGCUGCUCUCUGCUCUCUUCGCCCUGCCCAACACGGGCGCCCACGGCAUCACCCUGCAGCGCUUCCCCAAUGGUACCCUGGUGCCCGGCUCGGCCACCUGCACCGUGGUGGUGCCCCUGUGGGUCUACAACUGGAUCGUGCAGGUCACCUCCGUGCUCUUCUACGUGCUGCCCAUGGCCGUGAUAAGCGUGCUGUACUGUCUGAUGGGGCUAAGAUUGAAAGGAGAUGAAUCUCUGGAAGUGGAGGAAAUGGCUGUGAAUGUUCAGAGGCCAUCCAGAAAAUCAGUCACCAAGAUGUUGUUUGUCCUCGUGAUAGUUUUUGCCGUCUGCUGGGCUCCAUUCCAUAUAGACAGACUUUUCUUCAGCUUUGUUGUGGAGUGGACUGAGCCUUUGGCCAAUACCUUCAACUUAAUUCAUGUGGUGUCAGGUGUGUUCUUCUACCUGAGCUCUGCUACAAACCCCAUCAUUUACAACCUCUUGUCCCAGCGCUUCAGGAUGGCUUUCCUCAGUGUGAUUUCUCCUUGCUGCAAGCACUGCACCCCCAAACAUCCCACGUGCAAGAUUUCAUCCCAGAAGAGCAUGUUUGUGAUUGAGGAUCACAACCUCAUGGACUCUGCUGAGAACACGAGUGUCCCUGGCACACACAGGACAUCUGUCAGCAGCUCUCAGCUCUCCACUGGCCUCUGA